GGGGCCUCGGCCCGCUCGACUAGAAGACGGAGGGGGCGUCGCCCCGGCUUCCUGCGGCGUCGGCGGCGAGCAGAGGUAGAGAGAGGCUUUGGUGGCGACGGCGACAGUUGCAGUGGCGCUAUGGCAGGGCUUCCAGGGGCGCGCAUCCGGAACCCCUCUCCCAUUCCCAUCCAGAGCCAGGGCACACUUACCUGCAGUAGCACACGGAAGAUGUACCAGCCAAUGAUGAGCAGUUCCGCCGAGGCUGCAGCCACUGCCGCCAUGGUUCCAAGAGUGGAUCCCCGCUGCCUUGGUGAUCCCAGGCUGACAGCCAGAGAGCACAGCGGCGCAGCUCCUGGAGAGUGAGGGUUGAAGAGAGCGGAGGGCCGCCGCCUGCGCCCGCCGCCUUCCGUAGGUCGGUUCCUGCAGCAGUGCCGCGGUCUUGGCGAAGGCCCUGCCCAGCAGAGAUCAUGUAUUGCCUCCAGUGGCUGCUGCCCGUCCUCCUCAUCCCCAAGCCUCUCAACCCCGCCCUGUGGUUCAGCCACUCCAUGUUCAUGGGCUUCUACCUGCUCAGCUUCCUCCUGGAGCGGAAGCCUUGCACUAUUUGUGCCUUGGUUUUCCUGGCAGCCCUGUUUCUCAUCUGCUAUAGCUGCUGGGGAAACUGUUUCCUGUACCACUGCGCCGAUUCUCCGCUUCCAGAAUCGGCACACGACCCUGGUGUUGUGGGCACCUAACGGGCGCCUGGUUAAGCUUUCCAAGGAAGCAGAAGACGGGAGGGGAGGCAUUGACAUAGGUCAUAAAGCAUUGGAGUUUAAAAUCCCGCAGCCCUGCGGGUGCCACAUUCCUGACGGCGCCUUUUUGGCCUGUGAUGUUUUAUCCAUAUAAUGUGAAUAAUAGCACUGACCGGUGCUUUUAAUGUAGAGUCUGUAGUUGUGGGUGUCUUGUGGCUGUGUGUGUUCAAUUCCCAUCUUGGUUCUGGUUGUUGGGAUGGCCAUUCCCUUCGCCUCAUUCCUGCGAAGAGUCUGUGCCCAUCCUGGUCGGCAGCCCUGGGGUGACCUGGGCAGAUAAGAUGCCAGUCUUCAAUGUCACCUCUGUGACCCCUCCCUGUUCAGGGUCUCCUUUCUUCCCUUCCUACAAUGUUAUUGACUCCUUAAUCCUCCUUGUUUUCUUUGAGUUCUCUUCUACCCCUUACCUGUUUAGGGGAGCACCUGUCUAAGAUAGGGCUCAAUUUUGCACUUAUCUCGAAUUUUGAAGAGAUUGCUGACGCCCGAGAGCCUCGCUUUUCCACCCUGCCCUCCCUCUCCACAUUAGCAGCCAAGAUAGAAAUGUGUCUUGACUGUUUGCAAACCUGCGGUGUUUGCUCCACUUUCUCUUUUGGAAAGAAUAACAGACAGAUGUUGCUCUUUCCCCUGGGUGCCUGGGUUCCUGACUUCCUAGCUCAGCUGCACUUCCCCGCCCUUCCUCCCACCUUUCUCUGCUGUCCUGAGGAGUGGCACCUCCUUGUGUCGCCUGUGCAUGCUCUGCAGGACUGAGGUGUGGUGUGUUCCCAUAGAUCUAGCAGUCCCCAGCUGAGUGAAUGGGAGAGGACAUGUGUGUUUCAUAAUGGCCAUGAUCCCCCUUGAUAGGUGUUUGGAUAUUUUUCCGGUGUGCCCUGUGUGUGUGUGUAUGUAUGUGUACAAAUACAUGUGUAUAUUCCUGUUAAAGAAGCUUUAUCGAACAUGUUCUGAUUUUGAGGUUUAGCAGUAGCUAGUUAUACUGGGAGUCACUACAGUUUUUAUUUAGCAUGGGGAUUACAGAGUGACGAGCACACUGGACGCCAAGGUGAUUCAGACAAGACACAGGAAAAAAUGGCCAUUGUCCUCACGCCAGGAGCUGCUUUGUUCCUGUACACAUAGACUGUAUCUAUGAAGAAUACACAGGAAGACUUUGUGACUGUCACUUGCUUUUUCCUUUUUCUGCGCUUCAAUAACAAGUACUGGCAAACAAGACUUUCUCCUAGCCCCUGCCCACUGGGGGUCAGCAUGGUUGUCCUCAGUCAGAAAUAUUCAUCUUUCUCUUGCUUGACAGGAGAGGGAGGUGGGCCAGGCAGGAGGCCUGAACUGGAGGCACUCCAUCUAGGGAAUGAGACCGUGAGGCCAUGCUUGUGAAGCAUUGAGACUGCUAAUCUGGAGCUUUUCUUUCUGGUGUGUUUGUUGCACAGCUGUUUGAAAUGUUUAAUAAAGCUUUAUAAACUUU
Molecule: messenger RNA, 2214 nt
Organism: Elephantulus edwardii (Cape elephant shrew)
Lineage: Eukaryota; Metazoa; Chordata; Mammalia; Macroscelidea; Macroscelididae
Gene: BLCAP
Product: bladder cancer associated protein
Exons: 3
Coding region: 450-713 (87 amino acids)
Source: RefSeq, a predicted model, not a curated record